AUGUCGAUGGUACUCUUAGUUGAGUCGUGGACUUUCUUCAUUGUUGGAUGGUUCCCCUUUUAUAGCUGGAUUCGAUUGUUCGCGCUUUCGUACCUCGUUCUACCUCAAACCCAAGGGGCAAAAAAGCUUUAUCUCGAAUACGUUGACCCGUUUCUCCUGCAAUACGAGCGCCAGAUAGAGGAGUUCAUUGGCGAAGCACAUGAACGCGCCAAAGCUGCGGGCCUGAAUUACAUUUAUCAGGCAAUUGAUUUGAUUAGAGAAAAGAUACUCGGCCUGCCGCCUGUGCGGAAUGCCGAAGCAGCUCCUCCACCUCCUAGUGCUGCGAGCGGACCUGCUGCGUAUGCGCAGUCUCUUUUCUCCCGAUUCAAUCUGCCUGCUGGCCCGGGGACGAAUCUCGCUGGUCCUGCAUCAGAUCUAUAUUCCCUUCUCAGUUCCGCAGUAACAGCAGUAACGUCGACGGGCAAGAGGGAUGUACAAGCCGAGGAGCUCAGUGCUGCCGGUUUAUUACCGCGGGAUCUUGCGUCGGCUUCAAAGUCGGAGCGCGUAGAUUACAUUGUCUCUCAAAAGGAGAAGCUCCGAAUUCUUUUCUCUGCCCUUGACCGGGAGCAUCGAAACUUGGGGUCAGACGGUCGAGAGGACGACGACUUGGCAUACGGGACCAGUUAUGACGGAGGAUUGAGGAAGAAUCGAAGCGAAAACUCGUUUGAGAACAUCGACCAUGAGGACUUGGGCGCCUCCUCAGCGUUCGAUCGGGAAGGGUACGGCCGGCGAAGGUCUGGAAGGUACGAAUAA
This is a messenger RNA of Uncinocarpus reesii 1704, 792 nucleotides long. RefSeq lists its product as uncharacterized. The transcript has 2 exons. The coding region runs from base 1 to 792 and encodes 263 amino acids. The record is from RefSeq and is a predicted model, not a curated record. NCBI's taxonomy places the organism in Eukaryota, Fungi, Ascomycota, Eurotiomycetes, Onygenales, Onygenaceae.